This is a messenger RNA of Amblyraja radiata (thorny skate), 1958 nucleotides long. RefSeq names its product secretin receptor. Gene Ontology annotation, molecular function: peptide hormone binding; G protein-coupled peptide receptor activity; secretin receptor activity. The coding region runs from base 434 to 1783 and encodes 449 amino acids. The record is from RefSeq and is a predicted model, not a curated record. Gene Ontology annotation, biological process: adenylate cyclase-modulating G protein-coupled receptor signaling pathway; cell surface receptor signaling pathway. Gene Ontology annotation, cellular component: plasma membrane. Lineage: Eukaryota; Metazoa; Chordata; Chondrichthyes; Rajiformes; Rajidae. The transcript has 14 exons.
AUCAGGCUUAGGUUUGCAUUGUAGGGACUUUCGAACUCAAGAGUGCGUGGGGGGCUUCCUACACGUACAAAUACUUUGUAUCUUCAAAGGGAACAGUUUCACCAUUCCCGUUUGUGAUUGACCUUCCUCUAACUGCGUAAUCUCUGACUUCAACGUAUCUCCGCUACGAUCUCCAAAUGUCACGUCUCGGAGCAUAAAUCUCGUUGGUCGUGGUGAUCGAAUUGCGAGCAGCAGCAGGGGGGAAAGUUUGCAAAAACAGCGCUGGGAGAAGUCAGCAGGUCAAACAGCAUCUGUGGAGAGACAAGUUGCAAAUCGACUUUUUCUCCAUUGGGAGAACUGCAACAAGAAAGAGUUUCGGGUCAAAGAUUGACGGACGCAGAGUUUUGUUUUCAUUGAACGAGCGGCAGGAAUCCAAGAAACACGUGUCCACACUAUGAGGAUCCUUCUCAUUCUAAUAUGCCUGGACACUAUCGUUAUAGUGAGAAACAAACCAUUAGAAUGUGAAAUAAAUAAUAUUCUACGCAGAGAGGAGGAGCGUUGCUUUGAGACAAUUUCAAACAAUAAAAUCGACUCCGAAACGCGGACGUUCGAAGCAGGCUGUGACAGAAUGUGGGACAACCUGACCUGCUGGCCCUCCUCUUCAUUGGGAAAGACUGUUGCGGUACCUUGCCCCAAGGUGUUUUAUGUUUUGACUCACAAAGAAGGAGUCGUUUACCGAAACUGUACAAGUGAUGGAUGGUCAGAACAAUUCCCUGCCUAUGCAAUAGCCUGUGGAUAUGAUGUGAAUGAUACUCAAAAUUCAAUCAAGUAUUCAAACUAUAUGAACAUGAAGAUUAUGUAUACAGUGGGACACAGUACAUCCUUCAUAUCCCUGACCAUAGCUGUAGCAAUCCUUGGAUUAUUUCGGAAACUUCAUUGCACCAGGAAUUACAUUCAUAUGCACCUGUUUGUGUCGUACAUGUUUCGUGCUAUUUCAAUCUUCAUAAAAGACAGAAUCCUCUUUUCCUCCGAAGCUGUUGAUCAUUGCAGUGCUUAUUCGGUUGAAUGCAAAUUUGCCAUUAUUUUCUUCCAAUACUGUACUAUGGCUAAUUUCAGUUGGUUACUUGUAGAAGCUCUGUAUCUGCACACACUCCUGGUGGUAUCUGUAUUUUCAGAGCAAAAAUAUUUCUGGUGGUUCAUUAUUCUUGGAUGGGGUGGCCCAGCACUUUUUAUUUCACCUUGGGCAAUUGCAAGAAGAAUAUAUGAAAACAUUGGCUGCUGGGAUAUUAAUUCAAAUGAAUAUAUAUGGUGGAUCAUCAAAGGACCUAUAAUUUCAUCUAUUUUUAUCAGCUUUGUGCUCUUUCUUCACAUCAUUAGGAUAUUAAUAAAAAAGCUAAAAACACCUGAUGUUAUGGGGAAUGAGUUUAACCAGUACAAGAGACUUGCAAAGUCUACUUUCUUGUUAAUCCCGUUGUUUGGAGUCCACUAUAUAGUUUUUGUAACUUUUCCGGAAACAGAAGGGAGCCUUGCCAUAGAAUUACGAAUAUGUUUAGAGCUCUUUCUUGGAUCGUUCCAGGGCUUUGUCGUUGCAGUACUUUACUGUUUCCUUAAUGGUGAAGUGCGAACUGAAAUCAAGAGAAAAUGGAGGCGGUGGAAGCAGAAUAAAUAUUUUACCGUGGAUUUACAAAACCAACACAGUUCCAUAAUUAAUAGUGGAAUGACUGGUGGAACACAGGUAUCACUAUUGACAAGUUCCAGUUCCAAAGAACAAGAACUUGUUUUCCAGGAAUCGGAUGUUCUUUAAAGAAGCAAAUAUAAUAUUGCACUUCAAAUGAUUUUUGUGGCUGUGAACAAUUUAACAAAAGGUGAUGCUACUAUCGGUAGGUUUGAUGUCAGGCUUGGCAGUUCCAUUGGGAAGUAUAAAUUAUUCCAAAUUGGUCUGUCAUUUGAGUUGGUGUUUGCAUUGGAUGCUUAUCAUG